AUGUCCUCCACGACAGCGGCCACUACAACCACCACAAAGGUCUACACCAACCUCACGGCCGCCGAGACCACCCUGCACGGCGGACAGGAGAUUGCAUUGCCCGUCUUCCCUCAGCCGCCGACCUUCACCGACAAGGUCGAGGAGCGCGAGUACCUCAAAGGCCGCCUCGCGCUCGCCUUCCGCCUCUUUGCCAAGUUCGGCUUCGACGAGGGCGUCGCCGGCCACAUUACCCUGCGCGACCCCGUGCGGCCCGACCACUUCUGGGUCAACCCGCUGGGCCGCGCCUUCGCGCAGAUGCGCCGCUCCGACUUGAUUCUCGUCAACGGGACGGGCGAGGUCGUCGACGGCGGGCCCAACUGCCUCCUCAACAAGGCCGCCUACAUGAUCCACCACGCCGUCCAUGCCGCCCGGCCCGACGUCCACUGUGCGGCGCACGCGCAUAGCCUGUACGGGCGUGCGUUCUGCGCCCUCGGGAAACCCUUGGCCAUGCUGACCCAGGACAGCUGCGCCUUUUAUCAGAGCGUGGCCCUCUACCAGCAGUUCAACGGCGUCGUGCUCGACGCGGCCGAGGGCGCCAACAUCGCCCGGGCGCUGGGCGCCGGCAAGGCCUGCCUGCUCCAAAACCACGGGCUGCUGACCGUCGGCGCCACCGUCGAGGCGGCCGUCUUUUGGUUCGCGUCGCUCGACAAGUGCUGCCACGUGCAGCUGCUGGCCGAGGCCGCGUCCCACCACGAGCACGCCAAGACGAUCGACGAGGCCGACGUCGCGUUCACGGCCAAGAGCGUCGGCAACCCCACCAUCGGCUGGUUCAGUGCGCAGCCCAUGUUUGAUGUACUGAUGGAGGAAAUUGGCGAUGCCUAUUUGCAGUAG
Messenger RNA from Sporothrix schenckii 1099-18, 870 nucleotides. Its product is annotated as class II aldolase/adducin domain protein. The coding region runs from base 1 to 870 and encodes 289 amino acids. Gene Ontology annotation, molecular function: actin filament binding. Gene Ontology annotation, cellular component: cytoskeleton. NCBI's taxonomy places the organism in Eukaryota, Fungi, Ascomycota, Sordariomycetes, Ophiostomatales, Ophiostomataceae. The transcript has a single exon. The record is from RefSeq and is a predicted model, not a curated record.